Trichosurus vulpecula (common brushtail) is the source of this 1030-nucleotide messenger RNA. It is a transcript of the gene NPW, whose product is annotated as neuropeptide W. The transcript is spliced from 3 exons. The coding region runs from base 1 to 765 and encodes 254 amino acids. Gene Ontology annotation, molecular function: G protein-coupled receptor binding. Lineage: Eukaryota; Metazoa; Chordata; Mammalia; Diprotodontia; Phalangeridae. Gene Ontology annotation, biological process: feeding behavior; G protein-coupled receptor signaling pathway. The record is from RefSeq and is a predicted model, not a curated record.
AUGUGCCCUGAAGCUCCUGGCCUCCAUUCCCAUCCCAAUGAUGCUGAUGCUAUCAUUGGAUGCAGCGCCCAGGUGCACCCCUUGCCGCCUCAGGGCAUCCCUAGGCUUCACUCCUGCGGAACCCAUUGGUUCCGCGGGCUGCAGCCCAGUCUGCAUCCAGGUCCCGAGCGGGGCUCACCGGUGCUUGGGGGAAGAGGAGCCGACGCCCUGGCGCGCCUCGUGGGUAGCACCGGGCUGGGGCCCCCGGCCACUCCCGGGGUGUCCUGGAGGUCGCUGCUGCUGCUGCUGCUGCUGAGCUCGCCAGCCGGUGCUUGGUACAAGCACGUGGCAAGUCCCCGCUACCACACAGUGGGCCGGGCUUCGGGGCUGCUCAUGGGCCUUCGCCGCUCCCCUUACAUGUGGCGCCGCACUGUGCCAUCGAGCCCGGGCCCGGGAAACAGAGGUGCGGACCGGGAGCUCUCUGCUUGGACCGACAACCCUCCUGCCUGGACCGCGCUCUUGGCGGGUGUCCGAGGAAGCCCUGCGGAGGCGCGGCGCAGGAACCGCAGGGAGCUAAGAGGGGGCUGGACUGGGAACCAGAGUUCGAACCGGCCUAUUGGUAAGAAAAGGCUCAGGGACAGUGCACCUGCAGAAGCCCCUCGGGGCCAGAUCGGAGACUUCUCGCGGCUGGAUCCCCACCCCGACCCUCCAGAGCCUUUGGAUAGGAGACAACACCUGUGCCCUCCAUCGACUGUGGCAUUCCAAAACCUACAGACCUCUUCCUGACCCCAGUUUUGAAUGUCUCCGGAUCCCAGGGCCUGUAUUUCAGCUGCAUUAUGGCCUGUUGUGGGGUAGAGAUUGAGAGGGUAGGAGCAGACAGAUCACAGAACCCUCAGGGACAAUGACUCAACACUUACUGGGGUCUCCAGUUAUACUUCCCUCCCUUUCUCCCUUUCCUUCGAAGAAUCGUUGUUUUUUUGUUGGGGUCUGUGUACCUUCCCUGUCUCACUGUAGGAAGCUGCUCUCAUUAAAAAUGACAAUUUAAAACGCA